CUGCGAGGGGUUUGCCCAGACGGAUGGGCACAGGUCGUGGUUCAGACUGAGUCUCACCACCAUGAUGAGGCGAGAUUUGAGUCCACGCCAGAGCGGGCAAGAGCGAGGCUCUGGGGUCAGUAUGUCAGAUGGCCAGCCCUCCUGGGCACGUUCCUCGCACUGCUCUCUGAAUCAGUGUAGAUGUCUGUGUUUCUGCACCCUCCGACCGACCUGUGUGCUCGCAUCCACCCUGUCGGCCGGCUGUGAGCCAGGACCUGACUCUUCACCUGUGUGUUCCCAGCUUCCAGGAUGGGAAGCAUCCUCUGCUCUCAGUGCACUUGAUGGAAACUUGAGUGAAUGGAGCUCUUGAAACUCACGGUCCACACCCUCUACAGAAGUGGAUUUAAGAAUAUAUUGCAGGAUUAGAUGAGGUUCACAGAGCCCUCACUUUCUUACCCAGUGUGUUAGCUGUCAUCUUGAGUUGAUGAGUAACCACUGGCAGCGGCUUGAGGUGGAAAGCCACUGGGGUGUUUGAGGUUUGGGGAGAACUUCAAGGUGGCUGGGCCUGGUUGCUCCCAUCAGUUCACUUCUUCUUCCACACCUGGUACAUGCUAGGUGCUGGGCUGGAGGCUGAGGCAUGACCUUAAAGGAGAUAAACCUGGCAGCUGUCCCCUUGGAGAUGCCAGAGACCCCUAUCCAAAGCCUUGUCUAAGAUCCAACUGUUCCCUUGGGAGGGAGUCUCCCUGACUCCCCAAGACCUACCCCUUCUUUCCCUGGUAGUCAGCUUUUCAUGGCUGUGGCCAAAAUGCCCAACGAGAACAAUUUAGAGGGUGAAAAGUUUCUUUGGGGCUCUCAGUUUCCGAGUGUCAGUGGCUGGUGGCUGACUCCCUGGCUCUGUCCGGGAGGUGAGGCAGCACAUCAUAGCUGAGGCAUGGUGGAGGAAGGCUGCUCAGCUCAGGGUGUAGCAGCCAGGAAGGUGCGAGAGAAGGAGAAGCCAAUGAAAGCAGCUGCCUGGGACAAGGUUUUGGAAGGACUGUGACCCAGGAGCUGCAUAACACCACUUACUCCAGGUGUGGGGACACCAGCAGAGCCUCCCGUCCUGCCACAGCCACCGCCCAGGCCACCCGGAAAGGGAAGCAGAGCUCUCCCCAGGCCAGGAGGAAGAAGGCAGGGAGACAGGUGGGGCCUCCGGACCUGCAGGGGACGACCUCGGGCUUUCGGGAGUGAACAACCGUGGGAAACAGGGGAUGGCGCAGACUGACGGACUCACCCCGCCCAGGGAGGCUCCUGGCCAGCCCCGAGUGUCCAAGCUGGUCCUCCUGGGAAGUGGCUCCGUGGGCAAGUCCAGCCUGGUGCUCCGGUACGUGAAGGACGACUUCAAGAGUGUCCUGCCGACUGUGGGAUGUGCGUUCUUCACAAAGGUGGUGGAUUUGGGAGCCUCGUCUCUGAAGCUUGAGAUCUGGGACACGGCUGGCCAGGAGAAGUACCACAGCGUCUGCCACCUCUACUUCAGGGGCGCCAAUGCCGCGCUGCUGGUGUAUGACAUCACCAGGAAGGACUCCUUCCACAAGGCCCAGCAGUGGCUGGCAGACCUGGAGAAGGAGCUCCACCCAGGGGAGGGCGUGGUGAUGCUGGUCGGCAACAAGACGGACCUCGGCGAGCAGCGGGAGGUGACUUUCCAGGAAGGGAAGGAGUUUGCCGAGAGCAACAAGUUGCUGUUCAUGGAAACCUCCGCCAAGCUGAACCUCCAGGUGUCCGAGGUCUUCAGCACCGUGGCGCAAGAGCUACUGCAGAGGGAGGCCAGGCAGAGCCACAGCGCACAGGGGGAAGCAGCCGUGGUUCUGAAUGCGAGUCCUGCCCCGCAGGCCAAAUGCUGUGCCCGUUAGAAGUGCCACUCCAGGGGGCCAUGGCAGGACGUCCAAGGCCAGGCCGGGGGUCUCCAGGGUGAGCCACUCUCGGCUUGGCUCUUCAUCAGUUGUACUUCGUGGCUGGUGCUGGACUGUGCCUGAGGGCUGGCAGCUUCCAGAAGUUGGCGUCCUUUGUAAUACCCAGUUCCCAAAGCUGGGGGUGAUGGUCAGGGGAGGAUAUGGUGUCAGAUGGCUCCCAGAAGACUGUUGCCCACCGUGGCAGAUCCUGUCUGGUUCCUGGACACCCCAGUCACCUAAUUGAUUGCUUUGUCACCAAACGUGGAGGGUUCGUAUGAGGCAGAGAGGAAGCAGAGAUCAGGACUCUGCUGAUAGCCAUGGUGGACAGACACCUCCAUCUGGCUUGGCGGGGAUGCUGGGCUAGGGCUGGGCCCACCUGGUUCUGGGAGGUGGGAGAGAAGGAAGAGGCCUACCGGGAGGUGGCGGUGAUGGACCUGGGUGGCUGAUCUCAGGCGGUGGCCCCGGGGAAGGUGCCAGUGCAGGCUGCUGAGAUGGAGUAGGCAGCCACCGUCCUGCUGGGGGCACAGAGGCUCCGACUUGUACCCUGACGUGGAAGUUGUGCUGUCGAAGCACCUUUUUCUCUUAAGAUUAAACUGCUUUGAAGCA
Messenger RNA from Ictidomys tridecemlineatus (thirteen-lined ground squirrel), 2510 nucleotides. The record is from RefSeq and is a predicted model, not a curated record. Lineage: Eukaryota; Metazoa; Chordata; Mammalia; Rodentia; Sciuridae.